GACGUGGCUGCUACGUACCUGCCCGUUUGCCCACUCCGAUUGCAGCAAAGUUGGUGACGAGAAAUACGUAACUGGGUUUGAGGUUCCCAGGCUAUGGAAAGUAUGGUUGAGGAAAAUGGAUCAGCAGUUGACCCAUUGUCUACGGGUUCUCAAAGCGGUGAUGCAGCACCAGCAAUAGCUACAUCGGUACAAUCUGUUAUACAACCCAAUCAACAGUCAGUAAUUCAGACUGCAACCAAUAUUCAACCUGUUGCUAUUUCAAAGGGAAAUGUCAUUCUUGUCAGUAAACCAAAUUCUGUCAUACAAACAGCCCAAGCAAGUUUGCAAACACUUCAGGUCGUGGAAACAGGUAGUGAUGAUAGUUUCUCAGACUCAGAGGAAUCUUCAGAACAGAGAGGAGGUAUUCUUACUAGAAGACCAUCUUACAAGAAAAUCUUGAAUGAAUUAGGUGGUGGUGAAAUCACAGGUGUUCCUGGACUUCAUACACUGACUAUGAGUAAUGCAGCAACAGCAGGUGGAGCUAUAGUACAGUAUGCACAGGGUCAAGAUACACAAUUUUUCGUCCCAGGACAUGGUGUUGUAGUAGAAGAUGCAGCAAGAAAAAGAGAAUUAAGGUUGCUUAAAAAUAGACAAGCAGCCCGUGAGUGUAGGAGGAAAAAGAAGGAAUAUAUAAAGUGUUUAGAAAAUCGUGUCGCGAUACUGGAAAACAGAAAUCAGACGUUAAUAGAAGAAUUAAAAUCGUUAAAACAGCUAUGCGAACCGAAAACUGAUUGA
Messenger RNA from Habropoda laboriosa, 774 nucleotides. RefSeq names its product cyclic AMP response element-binding protein B (gene CrebB). Gene Ontology annotation, cellular component: nucleus; transcription regulator complex. The record is from RefSeq and is a predicted model, not a curated record. The coding region runs from base 94 to 774 and encodes 226 amino acids. Lineage: Eukaryota; Metazoa; Arthropoda; Insecta; Hymenoptera; Apidae. Gene Ontology annotation, biological process: regulation of transcription by RNA polymerase II. The transcript has 7 exons. Gene Ontology annotation, molecular function: DNA-binding transcription factor activity, RNA polymerase II-specific; protein binding; RNA polymerase II cis-regulatory region sequence-specific DNA binding.